Molecule: messenger RNA, 756 nt
Organism: Rotaria sp. Silwood2
Lineage: Eukaryota; Metazoa; Rotifera; Eurotatoria; Philodinida; Philodinidae
Source: the annotation of a GenBank genome assembly
AUGUCAAACGAACUUAUCCUUUGUAUUUGGGAUCAAUUAACAUCUGCAGAUGUCAUGUAUAGUUUUCUAAAUCUUAAUAUUCGUUUUGAUUCAUUACUGAAAGAAUUUCAUGGACUUUAUAAACAAUUAGAUUUACGUUAUUGUUCAUUAUCAGCUUGUCGAUUCUUUUGUCAUCAAGUAUCAAGUACGAUUGAAUGGCGUCUUGGUCUUACUAUUCUUAAAUUAGGUAAUAUUUAUCGAUGUUCUCAAACGAAUAUGUUUGCAGAUGAAGUGACAAAAUCAAUUGUUACAAAUCAUUUUUCAAAAGAAGAAAGAUCAUGUAAUAAUUCAUCGAAAGAUAUCUUUCAUACCUUAAUGACGUACGAUAAGCAUAUGCGACCAAUAUUUCCUCAAUUGGUUUCUUUUAUUGUUUUCCAAUCUAUAUCGAUUAGUGAAGAUUCUCGAGAUACAUUAUUAUUUGCUGUGGCUGGUACAUCUUCAAUUCGUACAUUUACUUGGAAUGUUUCUUCUAAUCAAACUCAUCAUUCAAGAGCUUUCUUUGAUUGGUUAUUUCGAUGUUCAAUUAAUCUUAUUAACUAUAAAUUACAAACUCCACAAUGUGGAGAGGGUUUUGAACUUAAAUAUAAACAUACAAUCGUUAAUUCUUAUGUUCCUCAUCAUUCUCUCAUUUCUCUCACAAUCAGCAUUCUCAAUUUAAGAACACUUCAUGUACUUCUUCAUUAUCUUCCUCAACUUGAAUAUUUAGGUAAUAAUUAG